This is a messenger RNA of Cuscuta europaea, 1602 nucleotides long. The record is from the annotation of a GenBank genome assembly. NCBI's taxonomy places the organism in Eukaryota, Viridiplantae, Streptophyta, Magnoliopsida, Solanales, Convolvulaceae.
ACUAAUUUCCGUUUUUAUUCUGUCACUGCUUAGUCUUUCUAUCCGUCCUUUCACGAACUCGGAUGCUUGUUUGAUCUCACGACUCAGUGUUCUAUCCUUUUAUCCUCGAUUCACCUAACUUGCGCAGGAAACUUGAGAUGAAUGGUCUGGCGAUUAGCCUCACCUCCAGAGUCACCGCCACAUGUUUGAUGCAAUUCCCAACACGCCACAGCUUCAGUUGUGGUCUGCGAACUUCCAAUGAACCCUCGACCAACCAAAAUCAUUCUAGAAGAGUUGUCUGCAUGGCGGAACCUUAUUUGAUUUCAAAACUGGAAUCUGCUGAGAAGACAUGGCGAGAUUUAUCGGUUAAGCUUGGUGAUCCAGAUAUUGUUUCAAAUCCAAGUGAAUAUCAGAAAUUGGCUCAGUCAGUUUCAGAGCUUGAAGAGGUUGUCUCAACAUACACAAGCUUCAAAGAUUGUGAAAAACAAAUACAGGAAACAAAAGCUUUGGCAAAGGAAGAAGGUGGUGAUGAAGACAUGACUGAAAUGAUAGCAUCAGAACUUGAAAGUUUAACUAAACAAUUAAGUGAGCUCGAGGAGAAGCUUAAGGUUCUUUUGAUUCCUACUGACCCUCUCGAUUCAAGAAAUAUAAUGCUUGAAGUGCGUGCGGGUACGGGUGGUGAUGAAGCUGGAAUUUGGGCUGGAGAUCUUGUACGCAUGUACCAAAAGUACAGUGAACGCAAUUCCUGGAAGCACUCCCUAGUUUCGUGCUCAGAGGCUGAUAUGGGAGGGUUUAAGAUAUGUGUCUUGGAGAUAAAAGGAAAAUGUGUUUAUAGCAAAUUGAAGUAUGAGUCUGGUGUCCAUCGAGUCCAGCGCGUUCCCCAAACCGAAACUCAAGGCCGUGUCCACACUUCUACUGCUACAGUUGCUAUAAUGCCAGAGGCUGACGAAGUCGAGGUGGAGAUUGAUCCAAAGGACAUUGUGCUUACAACAGCACGGUCUGGUGGUGCUGGAGGACAGAAUGUGAACAAGGUGGAGACAGCUAUUGAUCUUUUCCACAAACCAACAGGAAUCAGAAUCUUCUGUACCGAAGAAAGGUCUCAGCUUAAAAAUAAGAACCGGGCUUUUCAAUUGCUGAGAGCAAAACUGUAUGAAAUUAAAUUACGAGAGCAGCAAGCGGUGAUUAGGAAUCAAAGAAAGUUGCAGGUUGGCAGUGGCUCUCGUGCAGAAAAGAUCCGGACAUACAACUUCAAGGAUAACAGGGUAACGGAUCACAGGUUAAAAAUAAAUUUUGAGCUAACCAGUUUCCUUGAAGGUGACUUAGAGGCAGCUGUUCAGUCUUGUGCUGCUAUGGAGCAGAAGGAAAUACUUCAGGAACUUGCGGAUUCUGUGAAAUCAGCGGCUGCUUGAUAAAUGAUAUGGAUCAUCAUCAAUUUAUAGGACGAGUCAAUCUUGCCAACUUAGUAGUAUGUGUUAGUAUAUAUGUCCUAGCGACAAUCAUUUCUUUAAAGACAUAUGUACUUGUUCACAUUUAGUUUUUAUAUUUGAUAUAUACACGGUAUUACACUUUAUGAAUGAUUGUUUUCGAUUGUCAAUGUUUUAUUCAUAAUUGUGUUCCCUUGGA